Messenger RNA from Syngnathoides biaculeatus (alligator pipefish), 5539 nucleotides. RefSeq names its product eukaryotic translation initiation factor 2 alpha kinase 4 (gene eif2ak4). The record is from RefSeq and is a predicted model, not a curated record. Gene Ontology annotation, cellular component: cytosol. Gene Ontology annotation, molecular function: ATP binding; protein binding; eukaryotic translation initiation factor 2alpha kinase activity. Gene Ontology annotation, biological process: regulation of translational initiation by eIF2 alpha phosphorylation; DNA damage checkpoint signaling. The transcript is spliced from 39 exons. Lineage: Eukaryota; Metazoa; Chordata; Actinopteri; Syngnathiformes; Syngnathidae. Bases 275 to 5245 code for a protein of 1656 amino acids.
GAGGUCAUAAUUGAGAACGGGGUGUGAUGACGUCACCAUCUGCGACGGGUCGUACGACUGACACGCGACAAAAUACAGUUAUCGAGCGGCUAAGAAACUAUGUUCUAGUUUGAUAUUUUGGUUUCAAAAAAAGGAAGAAGACGUGUAAAGCUUAAAGUUCAGCGAGUGAAGGGGCGGGUCGGAGUUUUCCUGAAGACUCGCCUUGCGCCAUCUCGGCUGAGAGUGAGAGUCACAGGGCAGAGGAGGGCUGCCAUGUAGACACGACGGAACGAGAAUGAGCGGUCAAGUCUUUCCCACAGAGACGACAGAUGACCACACGGUCCAACAGGAAAAUGAGUUGGAGGCUCUCGCGUCCAUUUUCGAGAAAGACUUCCAGGAUCUGCGACAAAAUGAUCCGUGGAAGGUCAAAAGACCUCCUGAAGUGCACCUCUGUUUACGCCCUAAAGGCCUGAACCACAGUCAAGAAUGUUACGUGACUGUGGACCUUCAGGUCAAAUGCUCACCCAACUACCCAGACGUGCCUCCAGAGCUGGAACUGACCAAUGUCAAAGGUCUGUCCAAUGAUAACCUGCAGACCCUUCAAAAUGAAAUCACCAAACUGGCAGCAGUACGAUGUGGAGAGGUGAUGAUUUAUGAGCUGGCAGACCAUAUCCAGGGAUUCUUGAGUGAACACAACAAACCACCUCCGUGCUCCUUCCACGAAGAGAUGAUGAUGAAUCUUCGCAGACAGCAGGAGGCACGAGACCUGGAGGAGAAGCAGAGGAGAGACCAACGGCGCAAGCAAGAGGAGGAAAUGGAAAAAGAAAUAAUGGCUGAAAUCCAGCGACGAGAGGAGGAAAAACGAGAGGAAAAGAGGAGAAAGGAGAUUGCCAAACAGGAGCGACUUGAAAGUAUGGAGCAACUAAUCCCUGCUGGCGUUUUGGGAAAGAGCCCACCCAGUUCAGGUGGAAUUCCUCCGGACAGCAUAGACUCCAAGAAAGCAGUCCCAAACCGUCGCCGGAAUACCUCAAGUACACGUCACAGGUGUGAGACAAUCACUGAAGACAACUCGCAUGUGCAGGAGCGUCUUCACUUCAUCAGCAGUACAUUUGGAGAACUCGAUGUCCUUAGAGGGAGACAUUUAGGACAAAGUGAGAGUCUUGGCCGGAACGUUUAUAAUGGGUUUGAGGUGAAUUCGGGUGACUUUGCAGUCAUUUAUGAGUGGUCACUGCGCUGGAACAAGAAAAUAGGAAAGUUCUUCACCAGCCAGGAGAAAGGAAAAAUUGAGAACUGCAAGAAGCAGAUCCAUGCUGCAGAAAAUGAAUUCAACUCCCUCCUGCGACUUGAGCACCCAAACCUGGUGCGCUACAAGGCACUGAACUCCACUGAGAAGGAAGACUGCCUCGUGGUGGACCUGCUGGUUGAGCAUGUGGCUGCCUUCACGUUGAACCAAAGCAUCGUCAAUCACACCCCCAUUCCUCUGGAGAAACUCUGCCAUUAUACUGCCCAGCUACUUGCUGCACUCAACUACCUGCACUCAAACUCUGUGGUCCACAAGCAUUUGGGUGCAUCCAGUGUGCUGUUGGACUCUGAAGGGAACGUUCGAUUGACCGAUUACAGCUUAUCCAAGAGAUUCUCUGAUAUCUGUAAAGAAGAUAUUUUUGAGCAGGCGCAUGUGCGUUUCUCUGAGACCACUGCAAUGCCCACCAAGACUGGCAAAAAGGGGGAUGUGUGGAACCUGGGGCUGAUGCUGCUGGCUCUUAGUCAAGGCAAGGUGCUGAAAGAGUAUCCCGUGACAGUGCCCUCCCACCUCCCUGCUGACUUCAAAGACUUCCUCCAUAGGUGCGUCUGCCUGAAUGAUGUUGAUCGAUGGACAACCCAGCAACUCUUGGACCACAACUUCAUUAAACCUCCAUCACCUAAAAACCAGCCUCAGUUCCAGGAUAGCAGCCCAGAAGUGCUUGCUGUGGACUUUGCAUCGUCAGUAAUCCCACGUAGCCAUAUUCUUAAUGCGCCAUUCAGUUCAGGAGUGCAGAGACAAUUUUCUCGCUACUUGAAUGAGUUUGAGGAACUUCAACUUUUGGGGAAAGGGGCCUUUGGUGCUGUGAUUAAGGUUCAGAACAAUCUUGAUGGUUGUUACUAUGCUGUGAAGCGCAUCCAAGUCAACCCAGCCAGCAAGCAAUUCAGACGCAUCAAAGGGGAAGUGACGCUGUUGUCGCGUCUCAACCAUGAGAACAUUGUGCGGUACUACAAUGCGUGGAUCGAGAGGAGUGAAGUGUCAUCCACGGGGCUGCUGAGCAACACCGAUAGCUCAGAGCCUCAGAGCACUGCUGACAAGUCGCCUCCAAUUCAGAAACCUCUGCCCCGGCUCAAUGAGCUGGGCCUUGCUGACAAUGUGGAGGACAUUGCACCACCUCCAGGCUUGUCUAGCUCAGUGGAAUGGUCCACCUCUAUUGAAAGGUCUUCCAGUGCUAAAUGCGGUCGACACGAGUCAAGUGAUGAAGACGAUGACGACGAUGAGGAGGAUGAUGUGUUCGGCGCCUCUUUUUUGCCAUCAGAUGACUCCAUCUGCGAUGUCAUCUUUGACAAUGGCGACGACAGCGCAGAUGAUAUGUUGCAGGCUGAGCCAAGCAAAAGGCCAUUGUGUGAAACAUCGGAAAGUACAGCGACUGAUCGAUCUAUUGUCAUAGUGCAUUACUUGUACAUACAAAUGGAAUACUGUGAAAAAAGCACUUUACGUGACACAAUCGACCAAGGUCUGCAUCAGGACCAAAAUCGUCUCUGGAGGCUCUUCAGGGAAAUCCUAGAUGGUCUUUCUUAUAUCCACGAACAGGGGAUGAUUCACAGGGACCUGAAGCCUGUCAACAUCUUCCUUGACUCCCAAGAUCAUGUUAAAAUUGGGGAUUUUGGCCUUGCCACGGACCAUCCGGCCACUGUGGCUGCUGGUAAAUUUGAAGUGGAAGAGAGUGGUUCUGCAGCAAUGCAAAAACUCGACCCCUCAGGAAACCUGACUGGCAUGGUUGGUACAGCCCUCUAUGUUAGUCCAGAAGUUCAAGGAAAUACCAAAGCAAUGUACAAUCAAAAAGUUGAUUUGUUCAGCCUUGGUAUCAUCCUUUUCGAAAUGUCUUACCGGCCGAUGGUCACUGGGGCUGAGCGGAUUUCUGUCCUGAGCCAACUUCGUGCAGAGGCUAUUCGCUUUCCUGAUGACUACAAUAAAUAUGAACAGGGAACGCAGAGGAAGGUGAUAGAGUGGCUUCUGAAGCAUGAUCCCGCCCUGCGGCCCACUGCCCAGGAGCUGCUCAAGAGUGAACUGCUGCCUCCGCCCCAGAUGGAGGAGUCGGAGCUGCAUGAAGUGUUACAGCACACAAUGGCCAAUAUCAACUGCAAAGCUUACCGCAGCAUGGUGGGGCAGUUGUUUUCUCAGACAAAUUCGCCAGUUAUGGAUUUCACCUACGAUAUAGACCUUCACAAGGGCAGCUUCAGCCUCAGAAGCGCCAAAUUGCAGCAGUAUGUGUAUGAGACGAUCACCAGGAUUUUCAAGAAGCACAGUGCAGUGCCCCUGCAGACACCGCUGCUCUUGCCCAAAACCAGGAAGCUCUGUGAAGGCAGUGAGCCGGCCUGUUUCAUGGAUCACAGUGGCAUGCUGGUGACGCUGCCCUACAACCUUCGUAUGGCGUUUGCAAGAUAUGUCGCCCGAAACAACGUAACACAUCUAAAGAGAUACAGCAUUGAUCGGGUCUUUCGGCCAAGGAAGCUGGAUCGCGCUCACCCAAGGGAGCUUCUCGAGUGUGCCUUUGACAUCGUCACAUCCGUGACCAACAGCCUGCUCCCAGAUGCCGAGACCAUUUACACCAUCUCUGAAAUAGUCCAGGAAUUCCCUGCACUUCAGGAGAGGAAUUACAACAUUUACCUGAACCAUACUAGUUUGCUGAAGGCCAUCCUGCUUCAUAGUGGAAUCCCAGAAGACAAACUAAACCAGGCCUCCAACAUAUUAUGUGAUGCCAUGAGUGAAAAGCUGACCAAACGUGAAGUAGAAGCAAAGUUCUGCAAUUUUGCACUGUCGACAAAGAGUUUGCAGGUGUUGUACAAAUACAUAGAACAAAAAGGAACUCUGAAAGAAGUAGCAGCAUUGCUAACUUCCCUCACUAAGCAGAAGACGGCUGUCAUGCAGCUGGCCAAGCAAGGCCUCAAGGACCUGGAGGAAGUCACGGCGUUGCUUCAGAGACUGGGAAUAAAACUACCAGUGGUAGUAAAUUUAGGUUUAGUGUACAAGGUGCAGCAGCACUCUGGGAUCAUCUUCCAGUUUGUGGCCUUCAUCAGGAAGCGCAAACGGACAGUACCAGACAUACUGGCCGCUGGAGGACGCUAUGACCAUCUGAUCCUGGAAUUUCGUGGACCCGCAACCACAGUCCCAGUGCCCUCUGCAGUAGGUGCCAGUGUGGCGUUGGACAAAGUCUGUGCCGUGGUGGCUAGCAUGGAGGAGCCACCAUCAGUAAGCUCUUGUGAUGUCCUCGUGGUCCCAGUGGGACAGUCGACUAUGUCCAGAGCCAUCAGUGUUGUCCAGAAGCUGUGGAGCAAUGGUGUGUCUGCAGAUAUUGCCUAUGAUGUCUCGCAGUCUCAGGAGACCUUGAUGGACCAUUGCCGGGUGGCUGGCAUCACGUGCAUGGCCAUGCUUUCUGACAAAGAGGGUCACUACGUGAAGGUCAAAUCUUUUGAGAAGGACAGACAGUCUGAGAAAAGGGUUCCAGAGUUGGAAGUGGUCGACCACAUCAUUCAGAAAUUUCGGGCCAAAUUCAUAGAGGAAAGAUGCAUCAGGGAAAUAUCUGAAAGCAUGUGCCAGAACCCCAAAGGCUCGUCCCAGCUGAACACCACAGGAUCUUCCGAGCAGCAUGGGAGCAAUUGCAACAUUAACUUGAAUGUGAAUGUCAUCAGUUUGGAGAAAGUGUCUGCCAGUACAAGACGGCGCUUUGAGACUCAGAUUCACACCAGAUUACAGACUCUUGCAAGCAGUUUGCAAAAUAGGAGUAGUGACAUUGAAGUUCUGGCAGUUGACCUUCAGAAGGAAACACUGAUCAACUUCCUUUCUCUAGAGUUUGAGAACGAGGAGCAGUACAACAGCAGCGUGAAAACUCUUCUGUCACGUCUCCCGAAGCAGCGCUACUUGAAGUCCAUCUGUGACGAGAUCCACACUUUCAAGAUGACCAAAAGAGUGGCUGUGGUGGUCCUGUACAGUUUGAAGGAUGACUACUACAAGACACUCCUGUGAAAACCAUUGUGUUUCCUGACCUGGGCCACUUCCUGUUUCCGGCUCAAGAAAUGUUCAACUUUGUACUUGAAGAAUGUGCACUUGGACGUCGACAAGCAUUUGACCUCAAAGACACUCUUCACUACCUUCAUCAUACCUCACCUUUGUUGAUGAGACUUUAGGAGGUUGGUGGACUUUAAUAUUGCCUUAAUACUUCAGUAGGGUUUUUUGUGUUUUAAAACUGAAAACAGAAUUCUUUUUGUAAUGAGGAGCAGGACUGUAAGUAGGAAUAAAUUCAUUCCUUACAUGUUGCAA